CCUGCGUGUCAAACACGCGGAAGCCUCUUCAGGCGGAAGCGGCUCUGUCUGUGACGGGGAGUCAGAAAAAACCGGGAGCAGAUUUUUCAGACACAGAGACGGUUCAAACAAAAACCCACACCGGCCAGCACCGACCGUUUCUCCCCUCGACACCUGCUCCACGCCCCCGCUGCGAUGAUCCUGCUAGAAAUCAACAACCGCAUCAUCGAGGAGACGCUGUCGCUGAAGUUCGACGGCGCGUCCAACGGAACCAAGCCAGAGGCCGUCGACGUGACGUUUGCAGAUUUCGAUGGCGUCUUGUACCACAUCUCCAACCCCAACGGGGACAAGACCAAAGUGAUGGUCAGCAUCUCCCUGAAGUUCUACAAGGAGCUGCAGGAGCACGGAGCCGACGAGCUGCUCAAGAGGGUCUACGGGAAUUUCCUGGUUUCAACAGAGGCUGGCUACAAUGUGUCCCUCCUCUACGACCUGGACGCGCUACCGGCCAAUAAGGACGAGGUCGUCCACCAGGCGGGCAUGCUCAAGAGGAACUGCUUCGCCUCCGUGUUCGAAAAGUACUUCAAGUUCCAGGAGGAGGGCAAAGAGGGCGAGCAGAGAGCCGUGGUCCACUACAGAGACGACGAGUCCAUGUACGUGGAGGCCAAGAAAGACAGAGUGACGGUGGUGUUCAGCACGGUGUUCAAGGACGACGACGAUGUCAUCAUCGGCAAAGUCUUCAUGCAGGAGUUUAAGGAAGGUCGGAGAGCCAGCCACACGGCUCCUCAGGUGCUGUUCAGCCACAGGGAGCCGCCACUGGAGCUGAAGGACACAGACGCCGCCGUCGGGGACAACAUCGGAUACAUCACCUUUGUCCUGUUCCCACGUCACACCAACGCCAAUGCCAGAGACAACACCAUCAACCUCAUCCACACCUUCAGGGACUACCUGCACUACCACAUAAAGUGCUCCAAGGCUUACAUUCACACACGUAUGAGGGCCAAGACGUCAGAUUUCCUCAAGGUGCUGAACCGCGCUCGACCCGACGCCGAGAAGAAGGAGAUGAAGACCAUCUCUGGGAAGACGUUCUCCCGCUGAGGCCGACCCUCCACCUCCAUCAGAGAAAUCCAAACCCCGUGGUGGACACGCCGCUACACUGAGACUCAACGCCACACGGGGUUCCUCUAAACGCCCCCGCCCGACUCCAAAACAACUUUUUUUUUUUAAAUGAAUAAUAAAGUUGGCUGUACUUUAAGGAAAGCCAAGGCUCAAGGUAAACUGAAAAAAAGGGCAUUCCUUGCUUUGCAUAGUUAAAGAGAAUUAUUAGUCCUAUAUAAAUAUAUAUAUGAAAAAAAAAAAUUGAAAUUUUUGAUACGACAUCUUUUACUCCAUUUGGUACUCUCGCUUGCCCCCCUCAACCCUCACCAUGCAAUAUGUCGGAUGAUUUCAACGUUCAACCCUCCCCUCCCUGUGCUUUCAUGUCGUCUGUAUCAUUGUCAUUUGAAAACAUAAAAUAAAUCACUCUUACAAAAAA
Larimichthys crocea (large yellow croaker) is the source of this 1510-nucleotide messenger RNA. It is a transcript of the gene arpc2, whose product is annotated as actin related protein 2/3 complex, subunit 2. The transcript is spliced from 10 exons. Gene Ontology annotation, molecular function: actin filament binding; structural constituent of cytoskeleton. NCBI's taxonomy places the organism in Eukaryota, Metazoa, Chordata, Actinopteri, Sciaenidae. Gene Ontology annotation, cellular component: actin cytoskeleton; Arp2/3 protein complex. The record is from RefSeq and is a predicted model, not a curated record. Gene Ontology annotation, biological process: actin filament polymerization; Arp2/3 complex-mediated actin nucleation. The coding region runs from base 175 to 1074 and encodes 299 amino acids.